AUGACAGAUGGAAGCUGUCAAACUCCAUAUAACAGUACUUAUGAGACUCUGAUCCCGAAAAACCAGAAGCAAGAUGCAGAACUCGUGUGCUGUAAGCAUGGUUGUCAAUGUUCAUAUGGGAAGAAAACAACUGUCGAAAAUCAAUACGUGAAUCUGGCUUCUCCGAAAGAGCAACAAGUUGCCGAAAAACUUCGAGCAGAACUGGAGAAAUUGCAAGUGAAAUCAGUGAAAGUGGAGAAGAAUCAGAAGAAGAAGUCAUCGUCAAAAGAGAAGAGAAAGAAGAAAACAGUUGAGGAUAAUCAUGCUUAUGAGAUGAUGGGUCCAACAACUGAAGGAUCCACCAAUUCUUCGGCUCCAGUGACGACGGAAUCUCUAGAAAGCCAUGUUAGAGCCGACAACACUGCAUUUGCUGUCUACAUUGGUGCGAGUAGCUCUUCUGACGCAGAAUCUCGUGUGACUCGUCGUGGAGAAUUCGCCAUCUACCACCAAUACGAAACCGGUGGUUGCAUUGAUCAUCUGACUCCAGGUCUUCCAUUGAUGCUCGUCUAUUAUACAACAACUAAGAAACACCGUCAUUAUCCAAUUCGUACUUCUGGAUCAGACGGUGAAUUGCAUUAUUCAGUUGACUGUGGAUAUCCGAUGGUUCGGAAACACUUCUCACUCACUCAACUCGUUCAGUAUUAUAAGACAUUUGGAUCGAUUCAAACCAAUACGGAUGAGACGUGUUCUGAAGCAUUUUCUUGGUGGCUGGAGUGA
Molecule: messenger RNA, 756 nt
Organism: Caenorhabditis remanei
Lineage: Eukaryota; Metazoa; Nematoda; Chromadorea; Rhabditida; Rhabditidae
Exons: 4
Coding region: 1-756 (251 amino acids)
Source: RefSeq, a predicted model, not a curated record